Messenger RNA from Trachymyrmex septentrionalis, 312 nucleotides. RefSeq lists its product as uncharacterized. NCBI's taxonomy places the organism in Eukaryota, Metazoa, Arthropoda, Insecta, Hymenoptera, Formicidae. The transcript has 3 exons. The coding region runs from base 1 to 312 and encodes 103 amino acids. The record is from RefSeq and is a predicted model, not a curated record.
AUGUGGAGUGCCCUACAUUCAUGUGAUCGCAACAAUCUCAACUAUGAUCAGUGCAUCAAGGAUAACAUAAAUAAUAUAAGGGAUGAAAUUUUUAUUUUCGACGGACCUGGUAUCAAAUUGUAUCUUGAAAAAGUAAAAAGUUAUACAUUUUGCGAUUUUGUUAUAAACUCCAUUCAUGCAGAUCUCGAUAAACUUCAGUUCAAUUUUGAUAUUGCAUAUAACCUGAAUGUAACCUCGUCGUAUGUUUUGGACGUACAUCUGUUAGUACCAAUCGUUCACAAAGGAAAAUGUCAAAUUCUAACGAGUAUGUAA